Molecule: messenger RNA, 3503 nt
Organism: Calidris pugnax (ruff)
Lineage: Eukaryota; Metazoa; Chordata; Aves; Charadriiformes; Scolopacidae
Gene: SPINT1
Product: serine peptidase inhibitor, Kunitz type 1
Exons: 11
Coding region: 188-1708 (506 amino acids)
Molecular function (GO): serine-type endopeptidase inhibitor activity; protein binding
Source: RefSeq, a predicted model, not a curated record
GGAGUUGGUUUUCACUUCCUGCGCUCUCCCUGCCUUUGUCUCCGCUGGACGCAGCUGAAGGCACACCUGAGGGGCCAAGGAGCUGGGGGGGGGGACCAGGGGGACACCCCGCUCCCAGCAUCGGUUUCACCUGAGACCGCCCAGGAAAAGGCUAAGGUCUCGAGGCGGUGAGGAUUGGGGCACCAAGAUGGUCAGAAGGAGUCUGGAUCCACGGUUCGUGCUCUGGGUCUGCUUGGUGCUGGCGGCGGACUUUGGCGAAGGGCAGGAGGAAAAACCCUUUGGUGAAAAGUGCCUGGAGGACUUUAUAGCAGGAAUGCCGGAUUUGGUGCUGGAUAUAGACGCCUCCGUCCAAAAUGGAGCCACCUUCUUGUCGUCCCCAAGGGUCUAUCGGAGCAGGGACUGCAUGAGAGCCUGCUGUAAGGACCCCACUUGUAACCUGGCUCUUGUGGAGCAGGUCCCGGGCACAGAAGAAGACCACAUCCAGGGCUGCUUUCUCCUCAACUGCCUCUACGACCAGGCUUUCGUCUGCAGGUUUGCCAGGAAGAUUGGCUUUCUCAACUUCUUGAGGAAGGACGUGCACGAUUCCUACCUGGCAAUGCAGUCUCACGGAUCUAGUGAUGACCGUCCUCCAAUAGCCCGCACGGGCAUGGACAUGAGGGUACAGCCCGGGGAACCAGUGAUGCUGAGAGGAACAGAGAGCACGGACGACCAAGGGAUCGUCAGCUAUGAAUGGAAACAGAUCCUCGGUGACCCCUCCGUGGAGAUGAAGAAGCACGAAGAAGAUCAGGUGGAAAUCUCCAACCUACAGGCGGGGACUUACGUUUUCCAGCUUACUGUCACGGACACUGCACAACAGCAAGACUUCACCAACAUCACCAUCGUGGUGCUGAAUUCCGAGCAGACUGAAGAGCAUUGUUUGACUCCUAAGAAGGUGGGUUGGUGUCGGGGAUCUUUUCCACGUUGGUUUUACAACCCAACCCUUCAGCAGUGUGAGGAGUUCAUUUUUGGCGGCUGCAAGGCCAACAAGAAUAACUACUUACGAGAAGAGGAGUGUCAACUUGCCUGCAAGAAUGUUAGAGGUUCUGUUGGUGGACGACAACAGCCAGUGUGCAAUGGGAACUGUCAGUCCCCCUUCUUCAGAUGCAAGGAUGGCUGCUGCAUUGAUGCCUACCUGGAGUGUGAUGAAACUCUCGACUGUGCUGACGGAUCAGAUGAAAUGUAUUGUGAGCAAUAUGCUCGUGAGUUCAACAGACUGCAGAAGAUCAAUGUCACACAUAACCGAGGUCACUGCGUGGAAUUGCCUGAUGCUGGCCAGUGCACUGAGAGCAUCCCCCGCUGGUACUACAACCCCUUCUCUGAGAAAUGUGACCCCUUCACCUACGGGGGCUGCGGCGGCAACAACAACAACUUUGAAAAAGAAGAAGAGUGCAUGAAAUCAUGUUCAGGCAUCACAAAAGCAGAUGCCAUUGGCCGGAGAUGGGAAUUGUUUGAGUCCCAAAGUGCUAUGUUAAGUGCCUUUGAGGUGGUGAUUGCCGUGCUCCUCGGGAUCUGCAUCAUGGUGGUCCUGGCAAUCAUCGGCUACUUCUUCCUGAAGAACAGGAAGAAGAACAGCCGCCGCCGCCAGCCGCCCACCGCUACCAACUCAACCCUCUCCACCACAGAGGACACUGAGCAUCUGUUCUACAGCAGUGCCACCAAACCUGUCUGACCCACAGCCUCUCUCUCUCUCCAGCCCAGCACUGGGGCAUUCCCCAAAGCUUCUGGAGUUCUGUUUUCAGACACAGGCCUGUGCCUGAAGGACCCAUUCUCUUUGAAGACAUUUGUAGCAUCAGGCCAAGAUCUAGCCAUGAUUUGGCAUUACUAGUGUUUGUGAUUGUCUUGGCUAAAUGGCUGCUCUGAGAAAGUGAGGAUCUGGGAGCGUUUUGAUGCUCUCUGAUGUCUAUCCCUUCCUAACUUCAAACAGUCCAGUGAAACUCUGAAUUACAUAUUUCUUCCUGCUCAAACCUGGAGCACAACUCCGCUCAACUUACUGAAGGACCCCGGGACUGGAUCUGUGUAGCCUUCACGUUGGUGAAUGGUGAAAGCUCACCAGAGCCAGCAAUUUUUUUGUUUGCAGUGCCACUUUCUUCCACCCAACCUCGUAUUUUCCUCCCUUUCCCCCAGUCCUCUGCAAGGUGGCCCUGCCUCCCAGCAGUCCUGAGAUUCACACAACCGUCCAGACCUGUUCCAAGGGCUCUGUGACACUCUCCAGUGGUUCCUGUUUUCGAGAUGGAAGGAAACAGAAAUGCCUGCUUUAAUCACUAGGCUUUGCUUUUUACCAGAAAAGCACACCUAGAUUUUUUUAUUUUUUUUCUGCCUGGCUGCCACCUUACAGCCUCCCAUGUACAGUACGUGUCCACCAUUUUCUGUCCGAGUUGCCCUGGUUACUUUUCCUGGUUGGUUGAACCCAAAUGCAUUGAGAAAAUAUCUAUUUAUUCCCCGCGUGAAAGAAAAGGAAAUGUCCCUACUUUUCCUGCUGGUGGUGAGGGGAAGGUGGAAGGACUCAGCUCCCUCUCAGUGGGACCUUUGCCGCAGCUUUGAUUUUACUGCGCUCUCCUCUGAGCAUGCAGCCUGACCCGAGUCCCCAGCAUCUCCCAGAGCAUGGGAGUGGGCUGGAUACCACCAGCUUAUGUCCCUGGGCAUCUCUGCUCCUGCUGGUCCAUCCUUCUGACUGCAAGAUGAGCCCAGCCCCAGGAGGUCCAAAGCUCAUCCCUUGCCCCAUGGCGGGGGGUGACAUUCGGCAAGGUCCCGUGUGUUCCCCUGUAGACUGUUCAGAGUGAGGUGCUCCCCAGUUCUGUACUGCCCCACAUCUGUUGUCCAGGCUUGUACCCUCUGGGAGCUGAGGACUUCUUCUGGGGGCAGAAGCUGCUAUUUCUGAAGUGCCUGGUACGUUUUGUCGUCUGUGGGGUUGGCGACAAUCCCCAAACUGGAAGUGCCUGCUGCUCUUGGAAAACUCCUGCUGUGAAGAGAAAGGAAAUCAGUGUGUGUGUGUGUUUGCAUGUGUGCCUGUGUGUAAGGAGCAUAAAUCUAUGUACAGAUUUUAGUUUAUACGCUUGGACCCUUUCAGGGCUGAGGGCAGAGUGGCUCUGGAAGGCUCUGGUGAAGCCAUGCCCAGCUCAUGGCGUGGCUCAGGUCCUCUCAAAGUGCAGCUCCAGGAGAGCUGCCACCCUGGGCCGAUGCCUGGGCUGGAAGGGAAGAAGCCACUGCCCACAGCCUGCUGGCAAUCUGACUGCACGCUUCUCCCCAUCACCACAUCUGCCUCAGUCUCCCUGGGGCUGGUCAGAUUCCUCCACGGCUUUUCGUGAUCUGUCUUGUAUCAUUUCUUCCAUCUCUUUGUUUUUCCCACAGCCCAUCACGGCCUAGACAAUAAACCUAACAUCUUGAUUAUUUUUAUUUUAUUUUUUUCUGUGCGCUCACCCCGAUAAUAGGAGUUGCAAUAAAAAGGAAUUGUUUGUUUUAUCUGA